Etheostoma cragini (Arkansas darter) is the source of this 4173-nucleotide messenger RNA. It is a transcript of the gene cacng7b, whose product is annotated as calcium channel, voltage-dependent, gamma subunit 7b. The record is from RefSeq and is a predicted model, not a curated record. Gene Ontology annotation, molecular function: voltage-gated calcium channel activity; channel regulator activity. Bases 266 to 1285 code for a protein of 339 amino acids. Gene Ontology annotation, biological process: postsynaptic neurotransmitter receptor diffusion trapping; positive regulation of synaptic transmission, glutamatergic; neurotransmitter receptor internalization. NCBI's taxonomy places the organism in Eukaryota, Metazoa, Chordata, Actinopteri, Perciformes, Percidae. The transcript is spliced from 6 exons. Gene Ontology annotation, cellular component: AMPA glutamate receptor complex; postsynaptic density membrane.
CCCUCUCGCUCUCUCUCUCCAACACUUCUUUCCCUCCUGCUCCUGCUAUGUCUCUGUUGUAGCCAAAGUAGCUUGCUGGACCAAUCCACCGCAGUGCCUGGGACAGAUUGAGAGAAAAAAGAGAGUGAGGGAUUUAGAGAAAGGGUAAGGGGAAUAAGGGAAAACACAGAGAAGCGACAGAGAGAAGAGACACCAAAAAUCCACCAAGCCUCCCUGGUGUGAGGUUUCUUGGCUACUGACGUGUGCGCACGACUCUCGUGGCAGGAUGAGUUCGUGCAGUAGCCGUGCGUUGACCAUCCUGUCCACAGUGUUCGGAGCCUGCGGGCUGCUGCUGGUGGGGGUGGCUGUGUCCACUGACUACUGGCUGAUCAUGGUGGAGGGCAUCAUCCUGCAGCAGAACCAGAGCAUGGAGGUGAAGAUGGCGCUACAUUCAGGCCUCUGGAGAGUUUGCUUCGUGGCCGGAGCAGAGAACGGGAGAUGUGUUGCGUCUGAGUACUUCACUGAACCUGAUAUUGAGAUCACCACUGAAAACACUGCAAAUAUCCUCAAGAUGGUGCGGACGGCCACGCCCUUCCCGAUGGUGUCACUGCUCUUCGUUUUCACAGCCUUCGUCAUCAGUAACAUCGGACACAUCCGACCUCAGCGCACCAUCCUUGCCUUUGUUUCUGGCAUCUUCUUCAUCCUCUCAGGCCUCAGUCUGGUGGUGGGCUUGGUGCUCUACAUCUCCAGUAUUAAUGAUGAGGUGAUGAACCGGCCCAGGGAGCCCGAGCAGUUCUUCAACUACCACUAUGGCUGGUCCUUCGCCUUCGCUGCCUCCUCCUUCUUACUCAAAGAGGGGGCCGGGGUGAUGUCAGUCUAUCUGUUUAUGAAGCGCUACGCAGAGGAAGAGAUGUUCCGACCCCACCCUGCACUCUACCGCCCCCGCCUGUCUGAGGGCAGCGACUACAGCGGCCAGUUCCUCCACCCAGAAUCCUCCUGGCCUCCACCGAAGCGAGGCCGCAGCACCUCCAAUGCCUCCAGCGACAUCUCCAUUCAGCUCAACCAGGCACCUCCAGCGCCGCCCAAAAGCAGUCUCCACGGUCAGGGUGGCCCGCCUUCUGGGUCUUCUUCCGCAGGGAGCUACCAAAUGCCCCCACAGUCUGCUGGCUACCCCUCCACACACACCCUCAGCAGGUCACACUCCUCACAUCCCCAAGGCCAGGCUCUUCCCAUGACCAUGCCCCCAUCGCCUGUACCUCCCCCUCACUAUCACACACACAUGCACAUGAGUGCCUCCCCCUGUUAGGAAGAGGGAACAUUUGGGAGAGUUGGAGAGACAAACUCCUCAUAAUCACAUAUAAUGUACUAUUAGAUGUGGAUAAGAGUAAAUGCUGAGCUUGGAGCACAGAUCAUGUGAGAUGAAGUGGAGGGAGAGGUGGUCAAACAUAAUGAAAUGUAGCUUUGCAAAAAUAUGAACAAAGGACAAAGAAGUGUUGGAGAUUGAAAGGAAGGAUUGGACAGGAUUGUGGAGAUUUGACAGAAACUGUGAUGGACAGACAAAAAUUAAGACAGGAGAUGAGUGGAAAAGAAAAAGAUGAAUUUUGUAAUUUUGACAUGAUGGAAAGAGGCAACAAAAGGGUUCCUAGAAAGACUUUAGAGGUUAGGUUGAGUGACAGAGGAGAUAUAGGGGAGGGAGCGUGAGGCAGGGAGAGCAAGGGUCUGCGGUAAUAUAUGAAGAUGCUGCAGUACUGCAGAAAAUUUGUAUGCACUAGGAAAUGUAAUGCAAAACACUGAUCACAUAGACUGAGGAUGCACAUAGUUUUAUACGUACGUAAUUCAUAAAAAAUACAUGGACUACGUACUAUUAUACCGAAAGGUAAAUGUGGUAAAAUAUAUUAUUGUCUUCUCUGAAUUUCUUACAUCAUCAAUCCAAUUUCUUAAUGCACAAUGUCAAAGUAGUAAUAUUAACAUAAGCAUUAGUUUAACAUUAGAGUAACUCUUAAAUGGGAACACCCUAUGUGAAUGUUGUUAAUCUUUGUAAAAAAUUACAGACAGAAGUAGAUAAUGUAAGAAGGAGAAAUCUACUUUAUGUUUUACAUAAAUGUUUAAAAUACACAUUUUUAAACUUCUUGUACAUACAAUUGCACAUGAGGACUUCUAAUAUAUAACUGUUGUAAAUAAUGAAUGAAGCUUUGGCACACGUCACAUCAAGAAAAUGUCUGCCUCAUUCUGCUUUGGAUGAAGACUGCAACAGGCGCAGUACAACCAACAACACAUGGCAAGCGCAUGCUGGUUCGAAGGAGGAACCAUCCAACACUGAUACAGCGGUUUGAUGCCCUCUACUGGCCACUGUUCUGCACUGACCCUGGGUCAGAUCAGAGACCCAGGUCACUACUUAUUCAUGCACAUUUCUUUCCUCACUGACCAGCACUGUAUCAGUUGAUAGCGUUGCACAGAGUUGAACUGGAGCUGUUAUGGUGAAUGUCAGGAGCAACUCGACAUGCCAUAUUGAGCUGCACUAGAGUUAUGCUUUAAAGACUGGUUAGAAGUAUUUGUUAAAAGCUUUACUGCUGGUUAAAUAUCUGGAAAACUUACAUGAUGAAAGUAACAAUUACAUUUGCACUUAUACUGCUCAAAGGAAAAUACCACUCUUUGUGAAACACAGGUCCAUAUUACAUAGACAAAGUAGUGGCCGCCACUUCCUUCCAAUAUUUUCAGUGGCGAUUUUUGAUCAUGCAUCAUGCCAAAGGAUGAUGAGUAGAGAGAAUAUGUUUUGAACUCUCUUGUAUCUGAUUUUUAUCCUUCUAUUUAGUGUCUACAAAAUGUCAGAAAAUAGUGAAAAGUGCUAAAUAUAAUGUCGCAGAGCUCAAGAUGAUGUAUUAAAAAUUGCUUUUUACUACCGUUACAUAACAAAAUCCUACAGUGUUUGACAUUUGUCUUUAAAAAUUACAAAUAUCUAUUAUUCAAAUACUGCUGAUUCAUUUUUGUUGAUGUAUAAAUUGAUUAUUCAGGUAUUGGAAUUUUCGAGUCUCAACUGGGGUCAGAACUUAUAGGACAUUGAAGGACAUUUUAGCCUACUUUGCUUUGCACUUUAAACAAAUAUGGUUAAAUUGUGUUUUUUGUUAUUUUCCUUAGUAAAAACAUCAGACGCUUUAGAACUUCGAUGCUCAGAUCAAGUUGCUCUUAAAUCCUGUGCACUAUCUCAAAGAUGCAGAGUAGUAAUCUUGAAUAGACGAGCGGGACCUGUGUAUCAAAAACAGUCGUAUUUUAAUUUAGAAUAGUUUGUUUUUAAGGCACAUCAUGACUAUGUCGAUAUGAUAUAUAUCUCUGUAAGGAGAAUUAAACCACUGUGUCAUUGUGUAAUGGCUGGUUUUCAUUAUCACUGUGAUGCUGGAGAGAGGGAAACACAUUGAUGUCCCACUGAAGAUGUGUUAGAUGAAAAUCUCACAGAUUUACGGGGAGAAUAUGAAGUGAGAUCUGGAAAAUAUCAUUAUAUUUUCACCUUUAUGAAGGGUUUUGCUGAGCAAGCACGUGUCUCUUUAAAACCGCCCUGCUUUUUGUUCCUGCGGUUGAACAAAUUCAUGUUGAGGUAAAGCCCAGUGUAACUACAGCCUUCUGCUGUUGGCUCUGCUUUUUACAGUUAGAAGGUCAAGUGCCUUGCUCAAGGGCACCUCAGCAGUAGCUGUUGAAGAAUUUCAAAGUAUUUCUCUUUCUAAACCUUCCUGGUAAAAUGCCCUCUCCUCUCCAAACUUCUGACUACUACUUACCCCCAUCAUGACCUUUGGACAGUGGACAGCUGUUCUAUUUCUCCCUUUGCAUCACUUAUUUCCAUUUUUUAUCCGUAGAACCAUACAACAAUCAUUUGGUGCCUCUUAUUUUCUUUUUCAUCUGUGCAUGUCUUUGUGUUUCCCUCUGUACUACCCCCAGCUUUUUUCUUUGCCUCUACAGGAUUACAUAAAAGGGUGUAGCUGUGUUUGCUUCUGCUUCUGGACUUCUUGCACAUGACCAUCUUUGUAAAGAAAAAGAAAAUGGGUAAAACAAAUGCUUUUCAAUGCUUCAAUGGAACUAAUGCUGUAUAAUCUUGAGUUGCAUAAUUCAAUAGCAGUUAUGAUUAAGAUCACUAUUUUUGAAAGUGUUGACAUAGUAACUCACUUUCCUCUAAACAUGAAUAAAAUGUUCAACAUGGGUUAAUUU